AUGAGUUCGUGCCUGCCCCAGCUCUGCAAUGAGCUGAGGGCUCUCCGCCGAGUCCGUCACCCCAACAUCGUGUUCCUGUACGGCGCGUGCAUGGACGUCGACUCGAACAAGUUGUGCUUGGUGCUCGAGUUUGUGGACGGUGUGCCCCUCGGCGCGUUCUGCACUGCCCCGGCCACCAGCUCCGCACGGUCGCUGGUGGUCUUCGACGUCCUGAACGCUUUGCGCUACUUGCACUCGAUGCAUCCCUCGAAGGACUCCAACAUUCUCGUGGAGGAGCGGCGCAGUGGGAGUGGGCGAAGCUCAUACCGCGCCAAGCUGCUCGACUUCGGCCUGUCGCGGCUCGUGACCCGGAAUGCAAGGCCUCUGGGCGGCACGCUGCGAUGGAUGGCGCCAAGUUGUUCUCACGCCAGGUCAUUCCCCCAGACACGGCCGCCGACUGUUAUUCGUUUGGGUUGUUGA
Prorocentrum cordatum is the source of this 459-nucleotide messenger RNA. Lineage: Eukaryota; Dinophyceae; Prorocentrales; Prorocentraceae. The record is from the annotation of a GenBank genome assembly.